AUGUCUUGUCCCUCUGGGAAGAUGGCUCAGCCCUGCCCUGUGCUGCUGGUUUUUCUGGGCUUUCCGCUCCUGGUCAAUGCUGCCUGGCAGUUCCCAAAGGAAACAAAUAUCACAAGAGUCACAUCUACUUACUUCCCUCCCACCGUGGAGUUUGCCAUGCACACAUUCAAUCAGCAGAGCAAGGACGAGUAUGCCUACAGGCUGGUACGUAUCCUGAGUUCCUGGGAAGAGAAGGUGGAUUUUCCAACAGUUUUCUCCAUGAAGCUGCAGCUGGGCAGGACCAUUUGUAGGAAAUUUGAGGAAAGCAUCCACAUCUGUCCCUUUCAGUAUAGCUCUGACCCGAACAAUACCAUAACUUGUUAUUUCACCGUCAGCACCUUCCCCUGGACAACAGCUUUCAAGCUCCUUAAUCAAUCAUGCUUGGAGUAG
This is a messenger RNA of Jaculus jaculus (lesser Egyptian jerboa), 429 nucleotides long. Its product is annotated as cystatin-9-like. Gene Ontology annotation, molecular function: cysteine-type endopeptidase inhibitor activity. Bases 1 to 429 code for a protein of 142 amino acids. The record is from RefSeq and is a predicted model, not a curated record. Gene Ontology annotation, biological process: antimicrobial humoral response. The transcript is spliced from 3 exons. Lineage: Eukaryota; Metazoa; Chordata; Mammalia; Rodentia; Dipodidae.